Molecule: messenger RNA, 3247 nt
Organism: Onychostoma macrolepis
Lineage: Eukaryota; Metazoa; Chordata; Actinopteri; Cypriniformes; Cyprinidae
Gene: cant1b
Product: calcium activated nucleotidase 1b
Biological process (GO): proteoglycan biosynthetic process
Molecular function (GO): GDP phosphatase activity; UDP phosphatase activity; calcium ion binding
Source: RefSeq, a predicted model, not a curated record
GUUUGCAAUCAUUUACCAAACAAAUCAGCUUUUCUUCGAGAGAAACUGGGCCGUAGAUUUACACACAAAAACAGUCGGUAUAAUUCCUCAUUAGUGUUUAAUCUGCGGGUCGGUCCUGAGAGCAAAUAAACCCUUAAUGUCUGGUUUCACAUUUCUGAGGGUAUUACGACUUUAGAGAAGAAAUGCGUUGUUUUGAAGUGUUUAAUGUAGUUUAUAUCCGUAACCUCUGGCACAGAAGCUCAGCAGGUCUGAGUCUGAAGGUUAGUGAGUGUGCAGUAGGUUAGGGGUCAGUAUUUGCCUCGUCAUUGCGGUGCGGCUCACUGAUCUCAGAAGAUGAUGACAGAUGAGCGCUGGGAGAAACUGAUAAUAAAACACAGCAGAGAGAGAGAGACGGGCACUCGCACUGAAUGAAUGAGACAAACAGCACACAUGAGGGCCAGAAAGAAAGAGAGCCGUGACCCGAUGCACUCCAUGCGGGUUUCCGUUCAUGGUGUCUCCAUGUUCUCCUCCAUCACCAGCUCCAUCUCCGACCCGCGUUUCCGCUUCCGAUGGCGAGCCAUCACGGUGACGACCCUCCUGGCCUUGGCCGUCCUCGUGUACCUGCACCAAACCUCAUCCAGCUCCACCGAGAGCAGAGCUAGCGGUCAGCGCUCGUGGCGAUCCAGCCGAGACGUGUCAGGCGCAGAGGCUGCAUCGGUGGACUCGCAUUAUAACGACACGUACCCGCUCAGUCCACCGGAACACACGGCCGGCGGGAUCCGUUACCGGAUCGGAGUCAUAGCAGACCUGGACACGAACUCACGCAGCCAGAAGGACAACACGUGGUUCAGCUUUCUGAAACGAGGCCAUCUGCUGGUGUCCGACAGCGGGGACAGCGUGUCCGUGGAGUGGGAUCCGGAGACGGUGGUUCUGGAGAGUCAUCUGUCGGAGAAGGGCCGCGGCAUGGAGCUGUCCGAGCUGGUGGCGUUUAACGGGCAUCUGUACAGCGUGGACGACCGAACGGGUGUGGUGUACCGGAUAGAGGCCAACAGAGCCGUGCCCUGGGUCAUCCUGACGGACGGAGACGGCAGCGUGUCUAAAGGUUUUAAGGCGGAGUGGUUGGCGGUGAAAGACGAGCGUCUGUAUGUCGGUGGUCUCGGUAAGGAGUGGACGACGGUCACCGGCGAGUUCGUCAAUAACGACCCCCAGUGGGUGAAGGUGAUUGGUUUCCAUGGUGACGUGGAGCACGAGAACUGGGCCCGGUAUAACGCGCUCAAGAAAGCAGCAGAUAUCAAACCGCCAGGUUAUCUGAUCCACGAGUCGGCGGUGUGGAGCGAGCGUCUGCAGCGCUGGUUCUUCCUCCCGCGCCGCGCUAGCUCCGAGCGCUACGAGGAAACGGCGGACGAGCGCCGCGGAUCAAACCUGAUCCUGAGCUGCUCGCCGGACUUCAGUCAGAUCUCAGCGUCACGCAUCGGACCGCUCAAACCCACGCUCGGCUUCUCCUCCUUCAGAUUCAUCCCCGACACAGACGACCAGAUCAUACUGGCGCUCAAAUCAGAGGAGGACGCGGGACAAAUCGCCACGUACAUCACCGCCUUCACGCUGGACGGACGAAUCCUGCUGCCCGACACCAAGAUCGCAGACGUCAAAUAUGAAGGGCUGGAGUUCAUAUAGACACACGGCUUCAUAUGACUUCAGUGAAGUAAAACACAAGAAAACUGCAGGCAUCCGUUACCCAUAAUGCAAUGAAGCGGCAGCCAGUAUAUUUUCAGACUCAUGUUCAUGUGCUCUAUGCAGACGGAGGUCCUCAGUGAGGGACGAGACACUACAGACGCUCAGGGGACUGAAGCAACGGGAAACAGAUGCAAUAAUAGAGGAAACCUCUAACAAAAACAGAACAGGGUUUCUGCGGGUUUGAAAACAUCCUGAGUCAUGUUUUUACAAAUUAAGGCCUUAAAAUGUCUCGGUAACAAUUUACAAUAAGGUUCAUUUGUUAACAACAUUAGUAAACAUGAACUAAGAAUGAACAAAACAUCUACAGCAUUUAUUCAUCUUAGUUAAUGUUAAUUUCAGCAUUUACUAAUGUAUUAUUAAAAUCACAAAUUGUGUUUAACAUUAGUUAAUGCAACAUGAAUAAACAAUGAGCAGAUGUAUUUAUUAACUAACAUGAACAAAGAUUAAUAAAUAGUGUAAUAAAUGCAUUGUUCAUUGUUUGUUCAUGUUAGUUAAUACAUUAACUAAUGUUAAUAAAUGACACCUUAUUGUAAAGUGUUACCAAUGUCACAAAUCUUAUAUUCAUAAAGUCAUAUAUUCAUAUAAAUAUCUAAUAUGAAAUUUGUGUUUUUGAACUCAGUCAGAUUUUUAAUGUUUUUAAAUGGAGGCUGCUCAUCAAAGCUGUAUUUAUUUGAUCAAAAAUACAGAAAUAAACUGUGAUGUUGUGAAAUAUUAUGUCAGGAUUCUUUGAUGAAUAAAAAGUACAGCAUUUAUUUAAAAUCACUUUUUAUCCAUUUAACACAUCCUUGCUGAAUAAAAGUAUUUAUUACUUUCAAAAAAAGAGAGAAAAAGUACAAAAACUUUUUGUAAUGUGUAUUGUAACACAAGAUUUCUAUUUUGAAUAAAUGCUGUUCUUUUAAAUUUUUUAUUCAUAAAAGAACCCUGAAAAAAAGUAUCAUAGGUUCCAAAAAAUAUGAAGCAGCACAACGGUUUCCAGCUUUGAUAAUUAAUCAGCAUAUUAGAAUGAUUUCUGAAGAUCAUGUGACGCUGAAGACUGCAGUAAUGAUGCUGAAAAUACAGCUGCGCAUCACAGAAAUAAAUUACAGUUUAACACAUAUUCACAUAGAAAACGGUUAUUUUACAUUGUAAUAUUAUUUCACUAUUUUUAAUCAAUUAAAUACAGCUUAUUAAAAAUCUUACUGAUCCCAAACUUUUGAAUGGUAGUGUACAUAUUGUGUUGCUUACAUUUUUUUUUGGUCUUAAAAAGUCUUAAAUUUACAUUCAUCAAGCCUUCAGAAACCCUGCGUAAUAAAUAAAUGUGUGCGUUGAGAAGUGCACUAAUGAAAAUAACUCCAAAAAUUGUCUUACACAAUUAUUUGCCUUUAUUCAAAACUACAACACCUCGAAGCUUAUUUUAUUUAUGUUAUUUUUGCUGAUUUUAGUGUUUUUUUUAAGUGUACAAACUACACUGGAGACAUUUAAUUAAUAUUCCUUUUGAUUUAUGGAAUUAAAAGACAUUUAAAAUGAAUUUGCAAAUAAAGUUUUAUUAAUUUCA